CUGUGAUUGGAUCUGCAUUUAUCUGUGAUUGGAUUUGAGAACAACAGUGUGCUCACAUCAUGCUUGCUGUCAUCUGGUUGUUGUUUCUGCUCUCAGCUCCGGUGGUGGAGCUCAUCCUGGUAAAACCGAAGAGGUCCUCUCUGAAUCAGCUCAACAGGAUGCUCCUGCGACGGUAUGACAGUGGUGUGCGGCCUGUUGUCAACUGGACUGAGCCCACUGUGAUUUACAUCGAUUUCAUCAUUCAGUCCAUCCUGGAUGUGGAUGGACAGAAUCAGAAGGUAACAACAAGUAUCUGGUAUCGGCAAAUUUGGACAGACGAAUUCCUUGUGUGGGAUCCAGAGGAGUUUGAUGACAUAAAUGAAAUAUCACUCUCUUCUGAUGCUAUUUGGGUACCAGACGUCAUCAUCACAGAAUUUGUGGACGUUAGUCCAGCUUCUGGAGUUCCUUAUGUCUACGUCAACUCCUCCGGAACGGUGAAGAACUACAAACCCAUCCAAGUAGUUGCUGCUUGUGACUUGCAAAUCUAUGCGUUUCCCUUCGACAAGCAAAACUGCACCUUAACAUUCCGUAGCUGGCUGCACUCUGUGAAAGAGGUUGACCUGGCCUUUUGGCGUAACCCCGAAGAUAUUGCCAAUGACAAGCGAGGGUUCAUGAAUGAUAGCGAAUGGGAGCUGCUGUCUGUGCCAUCACGAUACUGGAGACUACAUGUCGACGACCAAGACUAUGCCCACAUUCAGUUCAAUGUGUUGAUCCGGCGGCGCCCGCUGCUGUAUGUGGUGGGUCUUCUACUCCCCAGCAUCUUCCUCAUGGUGGUGGACGUCAUCAGUUUCUACCUGCCUCCCAACACAGGCACGCGCAUCUCCUUUAAAGUUAGCAUCCUCCUGGGCUACACGGUCUUCAGAGUCAACCUGAUGGAUGAGAUCCCUGCAACAUCAGUCACCACCCCCCUCAUUGGGGUCUUCUUUGCGGUGUGCAUGGCUCUUCUGGUUCUAAGCUUGGCCAAGUCCAUUUUGGUGGUGAAGCUGCUUCACCACAGUGAGAAAGAGGUCAAGGAGAUGUCCAUCUCUGCCUGCCUGCUGGACAAGUACGGCUCCUCCAGCCAAAGCUUCGGGGAGAGCAUGUUUACUUCUGUACGGACACUAGACGAAAUGGACCAGAGCAGUGGUUAUGAGUAUGACCUUCCAUCAGAUGAUGAUCUGGUCUCCCUGAAUGAACCCCCUAUGAGCUCAUCGCGCCUGGAGAGGCUCCUGUACCAACUGACCACUAUAAGGUCCUCUCUGCAGGAGGAGGAGGAUGACGACACUGCCCAAACAGACUGGCUGGCUCUGUGCUAUAAAGUGGACCGGUUCCUGUUCCGACUCUACCUGCUGGUGAUGCUGGCUUACUGCACCACCCUGCUCUCCCUUUGGGGCAGCUGGAGUGCCGUCUGACCAACGGGGCGGGGGCUAGAAGCCAGAAGUUUCUGGUGGACCUCAGAAACACUGGAAUUCAUUUUAAUAAGCCACACUCUAAGGCAGCGGUGUCAAACAUAAGGCCCGGGGGGCACCUUCAGCCCGCCAGCAGAUUUCAUUACGGACCCCCAGAUGUUUUGGGUUGGAAGGGGGAUAAAGUAGAUAUUCACAAAUGGACUAUGUGUGAUAAGCAAAAUAUCUAUGAUAUGAUCAAUUAAUUAAACCAUCCUCUACAAAACAUCCCCAGGAAGAAAGAUACAGAACGGGAAAAAUAUGACAUGAUAUUGGUGUAGCAAUAUACUCUAUGUUGGAAAAAGAGAAAGACUGACAUGGAGGGUAGGAUAUAUUAAGACAGAAAGAGCAGUCAUACAGCAGCACACAGCAGAGAAACCUGUAUGCCUUGUGUGCUCAUGGGUGUAGAGAAAGUAUGCCUGCGUCAUCAAACGCUAAGAUAAUGACCAUUAGAAUGAUCAUGACAUGACGACCCUCACGGUCUCAUUUCAACAAAUCUGGCCUGCUGCCUAAUAAUAUGAGUUUGACACCCCUGUUAAAAGGCUUAAACAAUGUUAAAGAAGAUCAGCUUCACAUUGUGUUUUGUGUGACAAUUAUAAUACAACAUAUUACAUUUUUAAAAAGGACUACACAAAGUCAAAUAACCAAAUCAUAGGAAUUAUACCCCAAAUGAAUAGCAAUGUAUAUACAUUUCUAAGUCGAGUCUAAGUAUUAUUCAUAGUUAUUAAUGUACAGUAAAUGGAACUGCUUUCGUGUGUAAAUACCUGGUAUAAGUGAGCAUGUCUCUUAUUUGCUGUUUUCUUUCUGUUCACUGCAGCUCUUGGUGAUGUUAUAACAUAAUAAUUUAAUAGUAAUUCGAUUAUUUUCAUAGGAUCCUGAAACAGUUACAGUUACCGCAUUACUUUACCAGUUUUAGAUGGUGGAUAAGACCAAGUCUUUCAUUUUAUUCCUCGCUGCCCAAGAGAGGAAGCCUAUAACAUUCCAGUAGUCAGUGUGUUAUAGGCCUAUCUGUCAGUCUGCUGUCUUUCAGACCGUUUCUAAUUACACAUUAUAGAGUAUCAUGUGACAUGGUCUCAUCCAUUUACAGAUACAUUACACACCCUGCCCAGGGAUCGCUGCCCUCAAAAUAAACAAAUUGUUUCCAAAUCACAGGCAGCAUAUUUUCAGACACCAGUCUUAUCAACUGACUGUGGGUAUAGUAAGUGAGAUAUCAUAUCCUGAGGGUGUAUUGUAUAUCAGUUUAAAGCAAUUUGUUAGUGAACUUGCUUAUGAAAUGUGCCUUUUUUUUAUUCAGCCUCAAAGGCAGGCAGUAUCUAUAUUUAUGAAAACCUUCCCAAACACACAUUAAAGCUACACCAAAGCUAGUAUGUAGCCUACUCAUAUAAAAUAAUUACAAGUUCAUCUUCUCAGAUUUUAUCAAAAGGGCAGGUGUUUGGGUGUUACCUAGUUUUGCUGAUGUUAAGUCCAUACAAUUCUAAUUGAGCAAGUAACAAAUGCAAAAAUAUGAUUAUUUCAAAUAAUUAUUAUCAUUAUGUAACUCCUGUGAUUUCAUUUGUAUUCUAUUUAUUUCAUUGCUUUUAGUGGCAUUAAAACACACAUACAAACUUGUGUCUGUCAUUUUCCAUUGCAACAGGACUGCCA
Messenger RNA from Sardina pilchardus (European sardine), 3104 nucleotides. RefSeq names its product 5-hydroxytryptamine (serotonin) receptor 3B (gene htr3b). The transcript is spliced from 10 exons. The record is from RefSeq and is a predicted model, not a curated record. Gene Ontology annotation, biological process: monoatomic ion transmembrane transport; signal transduction; regulation of membrane potential. Bases 60 to 1430 code for a protein of 456 amino acids. Gene Ontology annotation, molecular function: serotonin-gated monoatomic cation channel activity; acetylcholine-gated monoatomic cation-selective channel activity. Lineage: Eukaryota; Metazoa; Chordata; Actinopteri; Clupeiformes; Clupeidae. Gene Ontology annotation, cellular component: plasma membrane; neuron projection; synapse.